CAUCCAAUGCAGGGUAUGCACUACCCACCACCUCCCAAUGGCUACAACGGACCACAACACGGCACAGCAUACGACCGACCACCGUCAAUGGGUGCUCCUCCCGGAUCGCAGUACGGCCAAUACCCUCCGUCAGGUGCCUACCAGCAUACCUAUCCUCCGCCACCGACCAACCAUCAGUCCGGCUACUCGGGCUACCAACCUCCACCACUCCAACAAUCCUCCCCAUACCCCUCCGCAACGCCACAGUCCCACGAGCAGAGGCCCGCGCCUGCACCCGCGCCACCUUCCGCCGUCGAGCCAGAUCUCGUCGCGAGGAAGGAAAGCCCACGCCCCGACACAUCAUCCGCACCUCAACCCUCAUCACCAACAAGCAAACCCGACGCCCAAGCAACAUCCGGCGCAUCACAACCCCCCGCCUCCGGCCAGACCAUCCCCAGCAUCUCGGCCAUGCUCAACGCGGGUGCUGACGGUGUGCCGCCUCCUCGCGCGAGCAGUCGUAGUCCCGGUGGUACUGCGCGAGGUGCGCUGCAGGACAUUCCGAGCCACAAACUUGGUUUCGAGGCGAGUCGCGAUGUGCAGGCGUUGAGAAAUCUCGACAAGACGACUUUCAAGCAGUACUAGCUGUGGGCGCGCAACCAGACAUGAGCAAUUGAACGGAUUCACAGGACUGGUGUAUGG
Zymoseptoria tritici IPO323 is the source of this 678-nucleotide messenger RNA. RefSeq lists its product as uncharacterized. Bases 7 to 621 code for a protein of 204 amino acids. NCBI's taxonomy places the organism in Eukaryota, Fungi, Ascomycota, Dothideomycetes, Mycosphaerellales, Mycosphaerellaceae. The record is from RefSeq and is a predicted model, not a curated record. The transcript has 3 exons.